Messenger RNA from Yarrowia lipolytica CLIB122, 969 nucleotides. RefSeq lists its product as uncharacterized. Lineage: Eukaryota; Fungi; Ascomycota; Dipodascomycetes; Dipodascales. The record is from RefSeq and is a predicted model, not a curated record.
AUGUCCCUCAAUCGAUCUAAAUUCACCGAGUACAAACAAACGGCCCGAAACUUCUGGGCUGGAAAACCCCGGUUCACCGAAGAAAACUAUCCUUCUCUUGAUGGAAAGACCUUUCUGAUCACCGGAGGCCAUUCGGGAGUCGGACUCGAAAGCACCAAACUGCUCAUUUCCAAGGGCGCUAAGGUGGUCAUUGUGGGCCGCAGCAAGGAUAAGGCCCAGGAGGUGCUCGCGGAACUUCCUAGCCAACAGUACGAGUUCGUGGAGGCCAACCUCGCAGACUUGACCACAAUCAAGGCUGCCGGCGAGUACAUUCAAAACAACUACCCCGAGCUCCAGGGAGUGAUUCUCAAUGCCGGCGUGAUGAUUCCCCCUUACUCCAAGACUCCUCAGGGCCAUGAGCUUCAAUGGGGCACCAAUGUGGUUGGACAUCAUGCUCUGAUGAAGUACCUUGGUCCCAUUCUCAUCCACACCGCCAAGAGUUCUCCCAAGAACUCCGUUCGGGUCAUUUGGGUCUCUUCUUCCGCCACCGUCGUGUCUCCCUACGAAGGAGGUAUCAACUUUGACGACAUCAACUUGGACAAGGUGGACUCGCCUAACGACCAUAUUCUCUACUCGCAAUCCAAGAUUGGCAACGCCUACCAGGCCUAUCUGUGGUCAAAACACCAUCCCGGCUCUGGAGUCGUUUCAGUGUCUGUAGAUCCUGGCAACCUGCGUUCCAACUUGCAGCGCCACGGAAAUGGCGUGCUGUUUUACGUCCUGGAUUACUUUCUGUACCCCGCCAAGUUUGGAGCGUACACGGAGCUGUCUGCUCUUCUGAACACCGAGGUCAGAGACACGGACCAUCUGAUUCCCUGGGGCCAGGUCGGACAUCUUCGAAACGAUGUUGACUACUGUCGACGAGGUGACAAGGGCGAGGCGUUGUGGCAGCAGCUUGAUUCAGACGUCAAGGAUUUUGUUGCAAAGCUUUAG